Molecule: messenger RNA, 2643 nt
Organism: Myripristis murdjan (pinecone soldierfish)
Lineage: Eukaryota; Metazoa; Chordata; Actinopteri; Holocentriformes; Holocentridae
Exons: 4
Coding region: 1-747 (248 amino acids)
Source: RefSeq, a predicted model, not a curated record
AUGGAGAUUGACAAGCUGUGUCUCCCCCACCACAUCCUGGAGGAGAAGGGCCUGGUGAAGGUGAGCAUCACCGUCCAGGCGCUCGUGGACGAAGCCUCCGCCAAGCAGACGCUCUUGACAGCUGCGGGACGCUCACCUGUGGGACGUUCACCUGUUGGGACGUUCACCUGGUGGGACGUUCACCUGUUGGGACGUUCACCUGGUGGGACGUUCCCCUGUGGGACGCUCACCUGUGGGACGCUCACCUGGUGGGACGCUCACCUGGUGGGACGUUCACCUGUGGGACGCUCACCUGUGGGACGCUCACCUGGUGGGACGUUCACCUGGUGGGACGCUCACCUGUGGGACGCUCACCUGGUGGGACGUUCACCUGGUGGGACGCUCACCUGGUGGGAUGUUCACCUGUGGGACGCUCACCUGGUGGGACGCUCACCUGGCGGGACGUUCACCUGUUGGGACGUUCACCUGUUGGGACGUUCACCUGUGGGACGUUCACCUGGUGGGACGUUCACCUGUGGGACGCUCACCUGUGGGACGCUCACCUGGUGGGACGUUCACCUGGUGGGACGCUCACCUGGUGGGAUGUUCACCUGUGGGACGCUCACCUGGUGGGAUGCUCACCUGGCGGGACGUUCACCUGUUGGGACGUUCACCUGGCGGGACGUUUACCUGUUGGGACAUUCACCUGGUGGGACGUUCACCUGUGGGACGUUCACCUGGUGGGACCUGUGGGACGUGGUGAGGUGAAGGCGGUUCGUGCAGGUGCAGUUUGGUUCGGGACGGUCACGUGUUGAAGUUUGGUUUCAUCACGUCUGAGCUGCUCAUAUUGAUCCACCUCGGUCACAUUAAUCUGUUAGAUCAGAUUAAUGUGUGUGUUUCCCCGUCGUCCCGCCGCCGCUCGGCUCGAGGGACACACACACACCUGAUCAGGUUCAACAGAAAGAAUUCGUGCAGGAACUUUUUAGUCAAUCAACAGAAAAUGAAUUUGAGCUCCACAAACACCAAAAGUCUGUGGGUGUUUUGGCUGCUGGUCAGACUGAUGACUGACUUUUAUUAUCAUUUUAUGAGUAAUCAAUCAAAAAACAAUCAAUAACUGAUAGAUUAAAUCAACUAGUAAGAGACUGAUUAGUUGCAGCCUUACUGUACAUUACAGUCAAAUUAUUCUUUAUUUUUAACAGCGAUCAGGCUGACAGAAGCCAUCAGCUGUGUGGAAUAAAAUAAUAUUAAUUUCACAAAAUAAAAGUCACAGAGGCACUGACCUCGUCUGACUGGACUUUGUUUUUGAGAAUAUUAAAGGUUCUCAAAGGCGCUUCCUAAGAAUAAUAAUAAUAAUAAUAAUGAUAAUAAUAAUAAUAAUAAUAAUAAUAAUAAAUAACUCCACACAAGCACAAAGUGUGAUCUAAGUUCAUUAAUUUGAGGAUAACCAAACAGUUUUUUCCAGCAGCGUCAGAUGAGCUUCAUAUUAAAGUUUGACUGGAUCUCAUGACGUCACUGAGCAGAGAGAACGGCAAAACAAACACCUGAGAUUAAAAAAAAAAAAAAAAAGGCUCGUCCCAAUGUGAUUAUAUUAACGAUUAAAAAAACGUUUUGCACUAUAACGUCAAAUCGAAACAGAACUUCAGCUCGGACAAAAUGAUCCUGUCACUCGGAGCCUCAACAGACUCACCGCAGAUUAAAACAGUCCAGAUGAAUAAUCCCAAACUAGUGAGUAACGACUGAUUAAUAUUAAUUUUAGCGAUACCGAGCAAACCGAGCAGCUGAUCACUGCGGCCGCGACGCAGAGAGACGAGGACGGACGAGGACGGCUGUGUUUUCGUGGCAGGAUAAAAGUCAGUGUUGCUAUGGAGACGAGGGAACUUCCUGAUCACAUGACGGCGUUUCAAUAAUUCAUGCGGAGUGUUUCACUUUAAGGCCAAACACAAGCUCCUGAUUGGACCGUUAUCUGACCUCUGAUUGGACGUUAUCAGUGGUAGCCCCUCUCUCUCUGUCACACACACACACACACAACCCUAACCCUAACACACACACACACACACACACACACGUUUGUGGGCGGGGUUACGACUGAUAACGUCCAAUCAGAGGAGAGCUGAGGGUCCAGUCAGGUGAAGUACUGUACACGCGAGCUGCCUGCUGGGCGACACGAUCUGCACUUUACACUUUUAUAUUUAUACCUUUUUUUGUUUUGGCAACUGAGAAAAUCUUAAAGCCUCCAAAUGAGAGGAGAGCGUUUUCUGAACACGAGAGACGAAAUGUGACGCAGGUGUAAAUGUGUAAAUGUGCUGAGAAAAAAAAAAAAAAAAGAGAAGUGAGCGAUCUGCCUGCUGAGCGCGACGCGGCGUUUUUCUACGUUUCCGCUGUGUACAUAAAGCCAGAAGCAGCCUGUACUCACAGUUUUGUACUUUUUCUGAUUGGGAGGAGAUUUUUUUUUUUUUUUUUUAUGUGAUUUCUGUUGAGGUUUGUUGAAGAUUUCGAUGUAACAUACCCUUUUGUACUUCUUUGUGUACCUUUUGUGUAAUUUGUUGUACAGCCACUCAGAUUUAAUGCAUGAAAUGUCCCUUUAAUGUCGCCUUAACUGCUGUGAAUACUGUAUAUACUGUACUGUAUUUCUCAUCACUUUAUCAGUAAAGACCUCAUCUGGAA